AUGUCUUCUCUGUCAGGCUUGCAACGAAUUCCGCGUGUUCACAACAAGAAGUACAAGCGCUCCGGUCCCAAAUCCUAUGUCUACCUCCUCCAGAAAUGGGGCUUCGAGCCCACCAUGCCUGGUCCAUACUUUCAGAUGAACAAGGUCGUUCAAUCUGGAAAGCAUGGCCAUUUUCAUAAGUUCGGUGGAAAGGCUACAACACAUCGUGUCCUAGCCAAGAGAGCGAGCGGUGCUACAUCUGGAGACGCAUCAACCACAGAUGGUAGUGAAGUGACAGCCGAGGAUGUUCAAAAUGAUUCCGAAUACCUCUGCCCCGUUCAAAUUGGUACUCCAGCACAGACUCUCAGUCUCGACUUCGAUACCGGAUCUGCUGAUCUCUGGGUCUGGUCUACCGAGUUGUCUUCCUCCAUCCAGUCUCAAGGAAAGAGCGCUGGACACACGAUCUAUAACCCCAAGGCCUCUUCCACAUACAAGGCACAAUCCGGCUCAACAUGGCAGAUCUCCUAUGGAGAUUCGUCUUCUGCUUCAGGUGAUGUUGGAACGGAUGUUGUGAGCAUUGGUGGGCUGGCUAUCCAGAACCAGGCAGUUGAGUUGGCCAAGACCAUGUCUACCCAGUUCAUUCAAGGAGCUGGCGACGGACUCUUGGGUCUUGCUUGGGGUUCCAUCAACACCGUUACACCAACUGCUGUUCAGACACCAGUCGAGAACAUGAUCACUCAACAAGAUAUCCCUUCCACUGCAGAACUCUUCACUGCCAACCUUGGCAGCUGGCGUGAUGCCAAUGAACCCGACAAGGGAGUUAGCUUCUACACUUUCGGAUACAUUGAUCAGGAUGUUGUCACGGCCUCCGGUCAAGAGAUUGCCUGGACCCCAGUUGACAACUCUCAAGGGUUCUGGAUGUUCCAAUCCGAGUCCGCUGAGAUCAACGGUACACCCGUUCAGCAAUCUGGCAACACUGCCAUCGCUGACACCGGAACCACUCUUGCCUUGGUUUCUGACGCUGUGUGCAAAGCCAUCUAUGCCGCUAUUCCAGGCUCAACAUACGACAACACUCAGCAAGGUUAUACCUUCCCAUCCAGCACAACUGCUGAUCAGUUGCCAACUGUCACCUUUGCUGUUGGUGGCACUCAAUUCGCCGUUCAAAAGGAAGAUUUGGGAUUCGCUGAUGCUGGCAAUGGUAUGGUUUAUGGUGGCAUUCAAUCUCGUGGUACCAUGACUUUUGAUAUCUUGGGAGAUACCUUCUUGAAGGGAAUCUAUGCUAUCUUUGACCAAGGUAACACUCGUUUCGGUGCUGUCCCCAGACCUGAGACAACCCAGAACACUGCUGUUCCCCCUUCUACUUCUUAG
Molecule: messenger RNA, 1347 nt
Organism: Mollisia scopiformis
Lineage: Eukaryota; Fungi; Ascomycota; Leotiomycetes; Helotiales; Mollisiaceae
Product: aspartic proteinase precursor
Exons: 4
Coding region: 1-1347 (448 amino acids)
Biological process (GO): proteolysis
Molecular function (GO): aspartic-type endopeptidase activity
Source: RefSeq, a predicted model, not a curated record